AUGUCCCGGGUGGGAGGGGUGCGGGGCCUGGGACUGGUCUCUCGCAUCCUCAUUCGCCACCUCUCCCCAGACGACCUCAUGCUGCGCCGGCGGCCUCCCAAAGCCUGGAACGAGUCGGACCUGGACGUGGCGUACGAGAAGAAGUCCUCACACGCAGUCAGCUACGAACGCCUGGACGCCUUCGGGAGGCCCUCCUCCCCGGGCCUGCAGCUGUUACCCUGGAGAGAGAGCAGCCUGGACGGGCUGGGGGCCACCGGCAAGGACAACCUCACCAGCGCCACCUUGCCCCGCAAUUACAAGGUCUCCCCUCUGGCCAAUGACAGGCGUUCUGACGUGGGCAGCUACCGCCGAUCGCUGGGCUCCCAGGGGCCAUCAGGCACUUUGCCUCGAAGCUGGCAGCCUGUCAGCCGCAUCCCCAUGCCUCCUUCCAGCCCCCAGCCUCGGGGCGCCCCCCGUCAGCGCCCCAUCCCCCUCAGCAUGAUCUUUAAGCUGCAGAACGCCUUCUGGGAGCACGGGGCCAGCAGAGCCAUGUUCCCUGGCUCCCCCAUCUUCUCCCGAGCUCCUCCGCCCAAGCUGCCUCCCCAGCCCCAAGCACCUCCCCAGCCCCAGCCCCAACCACAGUCCCAGGUGCCCCCACAGCCCCAGUCACAACCACCAUCCCAGCCUCAGCUCCAGCUUCAACCCCCUGCCCCAGUGCCCCAGUUCCCCCAACAGACUUGGAGUGAAGGCGCCCCCAAAGCCCCUGCAGAGCUGGAGCCUGAACCAGAGCUGGAGGGGCUGCUGGCACCAGUGCUGGAGGCUGGCGACGCAGAUGAAGGCACUGUCACUCGGCCCCUCAGCCCCACGCGGCUGCAGCCAGCGCUGCCACCAGAGGCACAGUCGGUGCCCGAGCUGGAGGAGGUGGCACGGGUGCUGGCGGAGAUUCCUCGUCCCCUCAAACGAAGGGGUUCCAUGGAACAGAGCCCUGCCGUAGCCCUGCCCCCCACCCACAAGAAGCAGUACCAGCAGAUCAUCAGCCGCCUCUUCCAUCGUCAUGGUGGGCCCGGGGCGCCUGAGCCCGAGCUGUCCUCCAUCUCUGAGGGACCUGAGGCCAGGGCGGGACCCCCGGCUCCUGCCCCACCAGCUCCCAUACCACCCCCGGCCCCGCCCCAGAGCAGCCCACCAGAGCAGCUGCAGAGCAUGGAGAUGCGCUCGGUGCUGCGGAAGGCGGGCUCUCCGCGCAAGGCCCGCCGCGCGCGUCUCAACCCGCUGGUGCUGCUGCUGGACGCGGCGCUGACCGGGGAAAGAGGGAAUGUAACAGAGGGAACGGGGACUCGAUGUACAAGAGGGCAUGGAGACCUCUGGCCCUGUCUUGGGGGUUGGCCCAGCUUGAUGCACCCCAACGUUCUCCAGCUUUCGAGACCGCCAGUCCUGGCAGCGGACUCAGCUCAGGUGGCUCACCCCCAGCCGGGGCAGCCCCGAACCCCAGGCCUGGCUGGCCCUGUCCCCCGCGAGCCUGUGCCUCGGGUCCCUGGGUGCUCCCGGCCCUCACGAGCCCCGCCCUCUCGCCUGUCAGACGUGGAGCAGAGCAUGGGGCUGAUGCACAACGGGAUGGUGUACGCCCUCUGGGACUACAGCGCCGAGUUCGGGGACGAGCUGUCCUUCCGCGAGGGCGAGUCGGUCACCGUGCUGCGCAGGGACGGGCCGGAGGAGACGGACUGGUGGUGGGCCACGCUGCACGGCCAGGAGGGCUACGUGCCCCGGAACUACUUCGGGCUCUUCCCCAGGGUGAAGGCCCAGAGGAGUAAGGUCUAGCGGAGAGAAGGACAUCUUCAGGGGAGACAGGAGGAAGCAAUUUUGCCGUGGCCCCAGACCGCCCGACCCAUGACCGCUGCCCCUCCCCGCACCCCAAGCCCGGCAGGGGCAGGAUCCUCGCCACCAGCUCUCUGCUUUCCCGGAAGCCCGCCCAGGGGAGAAGGAGAAGCUCAGCCUUACAGUUUAGAAACCUGCCUUACCUGUGGGAGGUCAGGUGGGGCAAGAGAGACACCCCCGCCCCACCGUUUGCCAAAUCAGAUUCUGUCCAAAGUGCCCCCCACCCCUGUCAGCCCCUCCCCCAGCCCCUCAAAGCAAGCCCACCCAUCAUCCCAGUGGGAUGGGCCACCUCCAGUGGCUUUGCCUGGGAGUCACCUCUGCCCCCAUUUCUCCCAGCCGCCCUGGGGGGGACCAGGGGAGGCACGCUGGUCUCUCUACCGGGAUCUCUGCACACACUCCCACCCCCCACCCCUCGCCCCACACUCUCCAACCGACCCAGUGCCUUCACACAGUGCUGGUUUUAUAACAAAAUGGGGACGUUCUUCUUUAUAAAUAAAGGUAGUUUGCACAG
Myotis davidii is the source of this 2362-nucleotide messenger RNA. RefSeq names its product protein phosphatase 1 regulatory subunit 13 like (gene PPP1R13L). NCBI's taxonomy places the organism in Eukaryota, Metazoa, Chordata, Mammalia, Chiroptera, Vespertilionidae. The transcript has 8 exons. The coding region runs from base 1 to 1794 and encodes 597 amino acids. Gene Ontology annotation, molecular function: transcription factor binding. The record is from RefSeq and is a predicted model, not a curated record. Gene Ontology annotation, biological process: positive regulation of cell differentiation; regulation of transcription by RNA polymerase II.